UCAGAAGUUAAAAGAUCGUGGAUGUUUUAUCGGAUAAAACAACAGCUCUGGAUCCGCAGAGGAAGAUGAAGGAGAAGAUGCACAAACUAUGAGACACCGACAUUAAAGGUCAAAUCAUGCCUUUUUUGGAAUUUAUAGCCGGCAGUGUUUCAGGUGCGCUCGGCCUGGCUGUCGGACAUCCUUUAGACACUGUGAAGGUGCGUCUUCAGGCCCAGUCCAAGUACAAAGGCAUAUUCCACUGUGUGGCCCAAACCUACUCCAAUGAAGGGAUCCAUGGGUUCUUCAGAGGUCUGGCAUUUCCACUCCUGACCACAGGCCUGGUCAACUCGGUGGUGUUUGGUUGCUAUAGUAACGCUCUGGACUACCUCACAGAGUCCCAGCGUCAGGACCGCAGCCAGGGGAAACCGGCCUCUGCUGCCCAGGUGUUCACCGCCGGCUGCUUCUCAGGUCUGGUGCAGGUGUUUGUUUGCGCCCCCAUUGACCUGGUGAAGGUCCGUCUGCAGGGUCAGACCAACAUCAGCCGGUACCGUGGACCACUUCACUGUGUCGGUGUGAUCCUGAAGGAGGAGGGGCCCCGGGGUCUGUUCAGGGGGGGGCUGGCCCUCGCUCUGAGGGACGUUCCCUGCUACGGACUCUACUUCCUGCCCUAUGAGAUCACCUGUAAGGCUUUGACUGACAGCGGCAAACAGCCAGGCACCUUUGCAAUCCUGAUGGCGGGUGGAGUGGCGGGUGUGGUGACCUGGGCCUUCGCCACGCCCAUGGACGUGGUGAAGGCGCGGCUCCAGAUGUCCGGCGCCGGCGGCCGGGACUACCGCGGCGUCCUCCACUGCGUGACAGUGAGCGUGCGGGAGGAGGGGCCGCGGGUGUUCUUUAAAGGCCUUCUGCUCAACAGUCUGAGGGCGUUCCCCGUCAACGCCGUCACCUUCCUCAGCUACGAGCACUUGAUGAGGCUUUUGUGUCCACCUGCACGAUGACGGGAGACAAUACAGACACACGCCUCGACUUAGAACGUCCUGUAACAUUGAGUUUCCAGUUCAGUGGGUUAGGGUCAGGUGGGUGGGUUUGAGUCGGUUACAACCACUAGAUACCUCCAAAAGUUACACCCUGAACCUUUAAAGUCUGUGUGGAAAGGUGAAUGUGUCCUCAAAAAGGCCUGAACAUACGUCUGAAAGCAGUGAUAUUAGUCUUUUUUAAAUGUUCUUCUUCCUUUUCCCACAUUUCCCUGUGGUCUGCAUGAACUGUAGACCAGGGUUCUCA
This is a messenger RNA of Sphaeramia orbicularis (orbiculate cardinalfish), 1257 nucleotides long. RefSeq names its product solute carrier family 25 member 45 (gene slc25a45). The record is from RefSeq and is a predicted model, not a curated record. Gene Ontology annotation, cellular component: mitochondrion. Gene Ontology annotation, biological process: transmembrane transport. Gene Ontology annotation, molecular function: transmembrane transporter activity. The coding region runs from base 117 to 974 and encodes 285 amino acids. The transcript is spliced from 7 exons. NCBI's taxonomy places the organism in Eukaryota, Metazoa, Chordata, Actinopteri, Kurtiformes, Apogonidae.